GUUUUCAUUUGCACAACUCAAGAAUUUCUUGCACCGUAUUUCUUUUCGUUUUCUUUCCGAUAUGAAGAAAAAAACUGUGAUGAUGAGAUGUUAGAAGUUCAGCUGCAAAAAAAAAACAAAUCUAAAUAAAUCUAAUCUCAUGACGAGUGCUUUAUAAAUGAUGCCAAUCGGGAUUCGUUCUCACGGAAAAGAACACAGUAUAAGGCUUAUUAAAAGAGAUGCAUGAGAGAGAGUCACAUUUUGUUUUUAUUCAUUGUCGUAUAGCCACAAUCAAUAUGAUACGAAUAAACUUUUCGAACUUAUUAAUAUUUAUGACUACUUUAAAUGGCUAAUAAUCGACUUCAGGUCGGCCACUUCAGCAUUUCUUAUCAAACGUGUCUAUACAUAUAUAUACAUAUGUAUCUUACAUACACAUACAAAGUAAACAACGGGUUACGCGGUCCUGUUAUAAGCUGAGCUUUGACCAGUCCGGAUAUUUGCUCCUUUCGCUUGACAUCAGGACUUUCACCAUAUGGACAUCAAUACAGUAGGCAUAGGCUCGAGUUCUCUAGAGAAACCAGCUAUGUACAAAAUAUUCUCUAAUGUGUCAAAGUACACGGUUUACAAUGGAUUGCGUAGAACACCAGCUCUUCUUCAGGGAACACCUAUAACAACGUUAAAUCUAAAUAAGCAACCGAUUCCCAAACAACCUGUUCCUGAUCUCAAACAAACUGCAGAACGUUACUUGAAAUCUUUGAAGCCAUUGUUGACUGACAAUGAAUAUAAGAAUACAGAAAGGAUUGUUGGUGAAUUUAUUAGUGACGCCGGCGCAGGACCUCGGUUACAUGCUAAAUUAUUGAAUAGAUAUGAAAACACAGAUAACUGGAUGAAAGACUGGUGGCUGCAAGUUGCAUACUUGGGAUACCGUAUGCCCGUAAUCGUGCAUUCUAGUCCUGGAAAUGUUGGACCACCGGUUACUUUCCAUCAACCAGAUGACGUGUAUGUGUUCGCAGCGCGCCUUAUCGCUGGAGUGUGCAAUUACAAUGAGAUGAUCAAGAGUGGAAAGAUGAAGCAAGAAAUGGUUCGCGAUGAUCCUCUUGAUAUGCUGCCUUAUGGCAUGAUACUCGGUACGCACAGGCAACCCAGUAAAGCGCUCGAUAAAUUGUUGCACACAGACGAAGCCAAACACAUAAUAAUCAUAAGUAAUAACAAUUUCUUUAAACUUUGUGUUGUCGAUAAAAAUGGCAUUUUAAAUGAAGGCAAGCUUGUGGCUGCUAUAAAAGAUAUCGCAGAUCGCUCGUGUACUGAGGGGAAGCCUAUAGGAAUUUUAACUGGGAAUGACAGAGACACAUGGGCGAAGGAUCAUAGUUUACUUUUAGAACUGGGUAACAAUAGGGAUAUAAUUAGAGAUAUAGAAAAUUCCUUGUUUAUAUUAUGUCUGGAUAAGGAUAUACCUAAGGAUGCUUAAGAAAAAAACAAUGCUUCAGUCAGAGCAGUCCAAACUAUGACAGGCUACAGUAGUCGUGUAAAUGCAGGAAAUAGGUGGCAUGACAAGACUGUGCAGUAUAUAGUAUCUGCCGAUGGUUAUAUUGGCAUGGAAUAUGAACACAGUCCAUGUGAGGGAGUUCCCGUUGCUGUCCUUCACGAUUAUGUAUUAAAAUAUAUAGCAUCGAGAGAGAAUAGUGCAAGAGACAAAAGUUCCGCAAAUUUUCCAAGACCAGAACUUUUAAAGUUUGAAACUAACGAUGCUAUAGAAUGUGCAAUCGAGAAAGCUACCGAUUCAGUAGAUAAACUCUCAAACGACAUAGACAUGGAAUGUUUCACGUUCGACAAAUUCGGCGCGGAUGCGAUAAAAGCGAUUAAGCUGAGUCCCGACAGUUUCAUCCAAAUCGCGAUGCAAGUAACGUUCUACAAUUUACAAAGAAAAGCGUCAGCUCAUUACGAAAGCGCGGCAUUGCGAAGAUUCAUAAAUGCCAGAACUGAGUGUAUUAGGUCUACCAGUACCGAAUCUGUAGAAUUUGCAAAGAUAAUGCUUCCUGAAGCCGAAUGCAAAAGUAAGCAGCAAAAAAAGGAAAUGAUGAUUAGAGCUAUAAACGCUCACAAAGAGUACGCUGCGCAGGCUGUGAUGGGUCAAGGUGUCGACCGGCAUCUGUUCGGUUUAAAAAUGAUAGCUCAAAGCGAAGGAAUGGAGCUUCCAGAAUUGUAUAAAGAUGUUGGUUAUACCAAAAGUACAUAUUUCAAUUUAACGUCGAGUCAGGUACCAUAUAAAUCAGCGUCUUUUAUGUGUUAUGGACCUGUUGUUCCUGAUGGUUAUGGUUGCUGUUAUAAUCCACGACCAAAAGAUAUUUUGUUUGCUUGUUCGUCAUUUAAAUCGUGUAAUGAGACUGACACUGAAAAAUUUGCUUGUGUUUUACAGCAGACACUGUGCGACAUGCGAGACAUAGGAAGCGAAUAAAGUUAUAGAACUUUAUAUUUUACUGCGACAAAAAUCUUGAAAUUAUACAUUACAUUUUUAUACAGUAUAGGAUGGUAAGCAGAAUAUCGUAUUUGUUACGUAUACAUUUUUUAUUGUGAAAUAUAAAUUGGAGAUCUGCAAAAUACGUUGCAGUACCAUAUUUCGCGACUUGGCUCAUCAUGUAUACAGUUGUAUUUUUUCAAUAAAUAUAUGAGUAACAUUAAUC
This is a messenger RNA of Pogonomyrmex barbatus (red harvester ant), 2660 nucleotides long. RefSeq names its product carnitine O-acetyltransferase-like. The record is from RefSeq and is a predicted model, not a curated record. NCBI's taxonomy places the organism in Eukaryota, Metazoa, Arthropoda, Insecta, Hymenoptera, Formicidae. Gene Ontology annotation, molecular function: carnitine O-acetyltransferase activity. Gene Ontology annotation, biological process: carnitine metabolic process, CoA-linked. Gene Ontology annotation, cellular component: peroxisome.